This is a messenger RNA of Tetranychus urticae (two-spotted spider mite), 1155 nucleotides long. RefSeq lists its product as uncharacterized. The record is from RefSeq and is a predicted model, not a curated record. Lineage: Eukaryota; Metazoa; Arthropoda; Arachnida; Trombidiformes; Tetranychidae.
CGCAACUGGGUAUAUCUUUAGUUUAAAGUUUCAUGUCUAACAAGUUAUUCACUUCAUUUAUUAAUAGUUAGUUUUGGCAUUCAGCACUCAAUCAAUAGACUUGAAGAGUUAAUUUUAUUGCCGUUGAUCGUAAAUUGCGUUUCUUGUGAUUAAAGAUAUCCAAAAUUAGUUAGUAUAAAUACUAGCAAGUUCAUCAAAUCGUCUUUAAUACUUGAUUGACAAAAGCCAACUCGUCAUCAAUGCAACCGAAAAUGAACUUGAUUUUGAUCAAAUGUUUUAUACUCAUUUAUUUACAAAAUCAAUUCUUAGCCAACCCAGUUACAUUAGAAGAUGGCGUUUUACUUCGACAAAUUGCUGAUAGCUACAGUGCUCCAUUGGUCGCUUCGUUUUUACAUUCGAGAAUAGAAAAUACUGCUGAAAUGGUUGAAGACAUCAAGAACUCGCUUGAAAAUUUGAGUGAAAAUCAACGAAAUCUGUUUAUUUUGAAAGUAAAAAGUCUUGAAGCUUUGAACAAACAACUAACUUCAUUACAAAAAACAGAUUAUUUCAACUUCAAUGGAACUGAACGAGUUAAGUAUUUAAUUGAACAAUACAUUUUAAACAAUGAAAUGUUUCCAACUGAGUUGGGAUUCGAAGAGACGAAAUUCAAUUCAACUCCAGACGAUUUGCUUAAGCAGCUCAAUGUUAUGUCCAAUGAUAAUCUUAUUAAGGAUACAAAUGAUCUUAUAAACGUUUAUUUGAAAGACAUUGAAGAGAAGGAAUCGAAUGAAAAAUAUAAUGGACUUCAAAGAUUCGCUGCUUCGCUAACCAAACACAAACUAAAGACCUUAGUUAACUUUAAAUUUAGCGAACCAGAGAUCCGUCGAGAUGAUUAUGGAGAGAGAAUUGGCACCACUGAUAAUCGUGCAUCUCAAAUUGAAUCGGUCCUGCGACAGUGCAAAAGCAUUGUGGAUCUUUUUUAUCAUCAAUUUGAGAGUAUCGCGACUCAAAGUGCACCAUCAUCUUCAUUGGAACCAGUUACACCAGAAGUCAAAGCUCGAGUUGAAGUCAAGCAUCCAUUGUAAAAGAAUACAAAAGUUCUCAUUUUUAAUGAUAAAUUGUUUAAUAAGGAUAAUAAAAUAAUCUAGAAUAAUAAAUAAAACCAUUUAUAUUCAA